AUGCCCGAGGUGGACCACGAGCAGGAGGCCAUCGACGAGCUGCGCGCGGCCUUCGCCAUCUUCGACAAGGAGGGCAAGGGCUUCGUGGAGAUCCGCGAGUGCAAGUCCCUCUUCUACACGCUGGGCAUCAAGAUCACGAAGAGCGCCAUCCGCGAGAUGAUCGAGAAGGACGGCAAGGACGGCCAGAACUCCCUCGACUUCAACGAGUUCUCCGGCCUCGCCAUGCCGCUCUUCAAGAAGCGCGUGCUCGUCGACGACGACGCCGACGUCUUCCGACUUUUGGACAUCGAGUCCAAGGACAAGGUCACGCUCGAGAAUCUGAAGCAGGUCUGCGAGGAGAUCGGCGAGUCCAUCCCCGACGACGAGCUCAACGAGAUCAUCGACGAGGCGUCCCGCUACCGCGACGACGGCAUCCGGAUGGCCGACUACCUCCGCGUCGUCCGCCGGAAGCGCGACGACGACGAGUAG
Messenger RNA from Aureococcus anophagefferens, 468 nucleotides. RefSeq lists its product as hypothetical. Lineage: Eukaryota; Pelagophyceae; Pelagomonadales; Pelagomonadaceae. The coding region runs from base 1 to 468 and encodes 155 amino acids. The record is from RefSeq and is a predicted model, not a curated record. The transcript has a single exon. Gene Ontology annotation, cellular component: myosin II complex. Gene Ontology annotation, molecular function: calcium ion binding.